AUGGCUGCUGGUGGUGAAGGUUUACUUGCCGUUAUGGGCCAACGUACUACUGGACAAUCAAUUCGAACACAAAAUGUCAUGGCAGCAUCAGCUGUUGCGAACAUUGUGAAAUCGUCUUUGGGACCAGUUGGACUUGAUAAAAUGCUUGUUGAUGAAGUUGGAGAUGUAACAGUAACAAAUGACGGUGCGACUAUUCUCAAGUUAAUGGAGGUUGAGCAUCCCGCAGCGAAAGUUCUCGUCGAAUUGGCUCAGUUACAAGAUGAAGAGGUUGGUGAUGGGACAACAUCAGUGGUUAUUGUGGCAGCAGAGUUACUGAAAUGUGCCGAUAUGUUGGUCAAACAACGUAUACACCCCACAACUGUUAUCAAUGGAUAUCGUUUGGCUUGUAAAGAAUCUGUGCGGUAUAUGCAGGAUAAUUUAUCAUUCGGAUCUAAGGAUAUUGGUCGGCAUUCUAUUCUUGGUACUGCUAAAACUGCAAUGUCUUCAAAAGUCAUUGGACCAGAUGCCGAAUUUUUUUCCGAGAUGGUGGUUGAAGCCGCUGAGCUCUCGAAAGUUAUAGAUAGCCAGGGGAAGGUCACUUACCCUGUCACGAAUAUUAACGUGUUAAAAGCUCAUGGAAAAUCAGUUCGUGAAAGUAUUUUAAUCAAAGGCUAUGCUUUAAACUGCACUGUUGCUAGUCAAGCUAUGCCCCGUGUUAUACACAAUGCAAAAAUUGCAUGUCUGGACUUCUCGCUUCAAAAAGUCAAAAUGCAUUUGGGAAUAUCUGUCGUAGUUGAAGACCCAUUAAAAUUAGAAUCAUUUCGCCGCGAAGAAUCUGAAAUAACAAAGCAGAGAGUGGACAAAAUUUUGAAAGCUGGAGCGAAUGUUGUUUUAACUACUGGUGGUAUCGAUGAUUUUUGUUUGAAACAGUUUGUGGAAGCGGGGGCAAUGGCUGUUCGACGAUGCAAGAAAAUUGAUUUGAAGCGGAUUUCCAGAGCCACUGGAGCUGCAUUAAUAUCAUCUUUGGCAACAUUGGAAGGUAUUGAAGCUUUCGAACCAUCUCAGCUCGGCACAGCUGAUGAAGUAGUUCAGGAAAGAAUUUCAGAUAAUGAGCUCAUAAUUAUCAGAGGAUCAAAAACACGAACUUCGUCCUCGAUCAUUCUUCGCGGACCAAAUGAUGUAAUGCUCGAUGAGAUGGAACGAUCAGUACAUGAUUCAUUGUGUGUUGUUCAGCGAGUACUGGAAAGCAAUAAAUUGGUUGUCGGUGGUGGGGCAGUAGAAGCAGGGCUCAAUGUCUAUCUUGAGGCAUUUGCUACUACUCUGUCAAGUCGAGAACAGCUUGCGGUGGCUGAAUUCGCAAAUGCGCUGUUAAUCAUUCCUAAAGUCCUUGCUACAAAUGCUGCAAAAGAUUCAACUGAGUUGGUGGCUAAAUUGCGCGCAUUCCACAGUAAAGCUCAACAGAUGAGAGAACUUACCCAUCUUAAAUGGGCUGGCUUAGAUUUGGAAAACGGUGAGGUACGUGAUAACAAGGAAGCAGGUGUGCUGGAACCGUUAGUGAGUAAAGUGAAGUGCUUGAAAUUUGCAACCGAGGCUGCAAUAACUAUCCUUCGCAUUGAUGACCUUAUCAAGCUGGAUAAGCAACAGCAGCAACGUAGACAUGAUGAUGAAGAUAUAUAG
Molecule: messenger RNA, 1656 nt
Organism: Thelazia callipaeda (thelaziosis nematode)
Lineage: Eukaryota; Metazoa; Nematoda; Chromadorea; Rhabditida; Thelaziidae
Source: the annotation of a GenBank genome assembly